UUUCACGGUCACCGCAAUGGCCGAGGCCACAGGAAGCGGAAGAGAGACCGGAAGUUGGUGAUAAUUAGAGACCGUACGACCCCGUUAGCUCCAAGGGUCCCCUCCCCACAGGUAUAGGGGCAAGAGCGGGGUUCCACCGCGCAGAAGCACUGGUAGGAGCUGUCAAGAUGUCUGAGAACCAGGGGAACAUUCCUAUUAAUAACACUAAUGGAAACCGGGUUCGGACCCCCAACCUCAACCAGAACCCCCUGAUCAAUGUGCGGGAUCGCCUCUUCCAUGCCCUAUUCUUUAAGAUGGCAGUCACCUAUGCCCGUCUCUUCCCGCCGUCAUUCCGCAGGAUAUUUGAGUUCUUUGUUCUUCUUAAGGCCCUUUUGGUUCUGUUUAUUCUUGCAUACAUCCAUAUUGCGUUUUCUCGGUCUCCUAUCAACUGCUUGGAGCAUGUGCGGGAUAGAUGGCCCAGAGAUGGCAUCUUGCGGGUGGAGAUCCAGUUGAACUCGAGCCGAGCACCUAUUUUUCUGCAGUUCUAUGACAGCGACACUUUUCCUGGCCUGGUGAAAGAGCCCCUGGGUGAGGAGGAUGAAGAGGAGAUGAGUGUAGAUAUGUACCAGAAUAGCUCCAUCAAGUUUGAACUUGAAAUUGAGCCGAAGGUGUUUACAAAGCCAUCGCUGGAAAGUGUAACACAAGCCUCCGAAAAUCAGAGUCAGGGACUGUCUUUCAGUGAUGCUGCCAGUAAAGUUUGGCCACAAGAAGAGUAUAUAGUGGAAUAUUCACUUGAAUAUGGGUUUCUCAGGCUAUCUCAGAGCACACGACAGAGACUCAACAUACCUGUGAUGGUGGUGACGCUUGACCCGACCCGUGACUUGUGCUUUGGAGACAGAUUUAGCCGUUUUUUGUUGGAUGAAUUUCUUGGAUAUGAUGAUAUUCUCAUGUCAAGCGUCAAGGCCUUGGCAGAAAAUGAGGAAAACAAAGGGUUCCUGAGAAAUGUUGUUUCAGGGGAACAUUAUCGAUUUGUCAGUAUGUGGAUGGCUCGCACUUCAUACCUCGCUGCCUUUGUGAUUAUGGUUAUUUUUACUCUCUCGGUUUCUAUGCUCUUGAGGUAUUCUCACCAUCAGAUAUUUGUUUUUAUUGUGGAUUUGCUGCAGAUGUUGGAGAUGAAUAUGAGCAUUGCUUUUCCUGCUGCCCCACUGCUCACUGUGAUCCUUGCACUUGUAGGAAUGGAAGCCAUUAUGUCAGAGUUUUUUAAUGAUACAACUACUGCCUUCUACAUAAUCCUCAUAGUGUGGCUUGCUGACCAGUAUGAUGCCAUCUGCUGCCACACAAACACCAGCAAGAGGCACUGGCUAAGAUUCUUCUACCUUUAUCACUUUGCAUUCUAUGCUUACCACUAUCGCUUUAAUGGACAGUACAGCAGUCUGGCUCUGGUCACAUCCUGGCUUUUCAUUCAGCACUCUAUGAUCUAUUUUUUCCAUCACUACGAACUUCCCGCCAUCCUCCAGCAGAUCCGCAUCCAGGAAAUGCUUCUCCAAAACCAGCAGGCUGGUCAGAACCAAACCAGCCUUCAGGAUAACCUGAACAACAACACUACAUCAGAACCAUCUAUUGUGACACCUCCCCCUGCCCCUGGAUUUACUCUCCAGCCACCGGCAGCUACCUUAGUGGCUGCAGGUGUUAUGUCAACGGAUACACAUUCAGAUGUCGGUAUAGCUACGUCACAAUCUGUAGAAGAUGUUAUAGAGCUUCUAUCAACACUAUCUGAAGAACCAGCUCUGGAGGCAGCUGGUAGCCAUCCUCUUGAAGCUGGCACUACAGAAGUGACACAGACUGGAGACCCUCCUCCUAUUCUACCAACUGCUGCUCCUGAUAACAGUCCCAAAAAACUGACUGAAGCCCAAGUGCACACCCAAGUAUCCACCCUUCCCACAGACUGUAGCUCUGCAAGAUUUUCAGUUACCAGCACUGAUCUAGAGCAAAACAACCUCUCGGCAUCAAUGCCAUCAGGGCUCCUCUCAGAAGCUAGUGCGCCACAGCCGAAUACAAAUGGGUCUGAUAAAUUGUGAGCCGAAUCUCUGCCCUUAGCUCAUUGCAUCCUGGAGAAGUGCAUUUCUCCUAAGAAGGAGCUGUAUGGACCAUGUAUCUCAGUGCGACUGGAGUGACUGGUCUGCAGCACAUGAAACAAAAAAGAAGAAAUUGUGCAUGCGUGUGUUGUGUACACGCACACAGACUGACUGCAAUUGCUUUACUUUCUGUUUUCACUUAAGUCAAAUAAAUGCCAAGUAUCGGCCUAAGAAAAUGUAAAAUGGGCAACAGGACUGCCAGUCUUAAACACUUUAGAACAGGGAAUAAUGUGGGCAUAUAUGUUGUGUACCGCGUUUGUAUGCACUGACAUCCACAUGGUCAUCCCUUCCAGUUGAUGCAAGCUGAUACCUGUUAUGACAGAUUUAACAGCCAUAUUUCAGAGAAGAUAUUAUUUAAGCUAGUCUAGUAGAUGUUCUUGUUUCCAGAGGCUUUAUGACAGAGGCCCUAAGGGCAAAGCUACCUUCUUAUAACUUUACUCCACAACCACCGGACCAAGAAUGAAUGCGGGAUCUAUUGAAAAAUAGUGUACACAAGUAUUUGCAGGCUAGUGUUUUAUACUUUCACCCAGUGUGUCCUGUGCUUACUGUGCUCUCAAAGCUAUGGAAUGUAAGUGCGUAAGUUGGGACAGACGUGUUUGUGGAGUUGCAUCCAGAGGUCCCAUAGCUUCUGCCUUAACUUCUGGUUGUGGCAGAAGGUAUUUAGAUCAUAUAUUUGUGCCUUUCCACCUGUGACUGCAGAAAAAGGCUGUGCACGAAUGUGUAAAACCUGUUGUACGAUUACAUUGCACUUUGUUCCUUUAUUUUUAAGUAGGAGAGAAGGCUAUAUGCAGAGCUAAAUGUGUAUGUCAGUGUAUAUCUGCAUAUACACUUACAUAUGUAGCUUACAAGUGAAUAGAUAUCAAUGAAUAAGAUGAAGUCUUACAGCUGUGCUUAUGAGUAAAACUUGGGUCAGAAAACCUAGAGUGAUGGGGUCUGUCUCAAAUCCAAUGGCGGUCUGCCCAUGAACCUUUUUCUUUUCUUAUAAUAGGUACAGUUUUAAUUCCCUGCUUAGUAUAUUCUUGUACCAGUAAAAACUUGUCUGAUACCUAUACUAAACUUAAAGGGGUACUCUGGCCCUAAGACAUCUUAUCCCCUAU
Hyla sarda is the source of this 3211-nucleotide messenger RNA. It is a transcript of the gene TMEM259, whose product is annotated as transmembrane protein 259. The record is from RefSeq and is a predicted model, not a curated record. Bases 168 to 2057 code for a protein of 629 amino acids. Lineage: Eukaryota; Metazoa; Chordata; Amphibia; Anura; Hylidae. Gene Ontology annotation, cellular component: endoplasmic reticulum. Gene Ontology annotation, biological process: response to endoplasmic reticulum stress; positive regulation of ERAD pathway. The transcript is spliced from 12 exons.